Molecule: messenger RNA, 3859 nt
Organism: Chara braunii
Lineage: Eukaryota; Viridiplantae; Streptophyta; Charophyceae; Charales; Characeae
Source: the annotation of a GenBank genome assembly
GUGUCCCGCACCUUAUCUUCCUUCCAGUGGUGUGCAGCGCACAGCAGAGGUCAUCCAAGCUCAGGCUCGUCUGAUGUCAUGCUAGCCGAGGAAGAGUCAAGCGUGUAUGCCGUGCUCAUUACUGCUUCUUUGCCAUUGCUCACCAUUGUAAAGAGGGACUAAACCGAAACAUACAGCACUUCAAGUUGCUGCUUAUUUAUUAUGUGUGAUUGUACUUCUGCCUGACCUGCAGUUGUUUACCCUACGUCUACAUUUCCUUACACCCUGCCUCUGCAAACCGACUGUCAAGGUCUUGUGACGCUUAUCGGUACGGUUGUAUAUCCUACUUCUACAUGUCUGCCUAUCGUUGUACAGUUGUGUAUGGGGAGCCUUGACGGCCUGCAUAAUCCCAACCGGUGCUUUACGACAACAACAACAAAAAAAAAAGACAAAAAGAAAGAAACUGUUCUCAUGCUAGCUUAGAGCCAAGAGAAUGGCACCCCUCCUCACUGCCCCUAAAUUCACCUCCUUCGUCUCACUGAUAUCUGGGCUUUCCUGCCCCUCUGUCUAGUGACAUGGUCUGGGAGAUGUGAUCGUCCUUCUCCAUCUCCCUGCUUUCACUGUACAGCUCAUAUCUGAAUCCAAAUUAUUCUUGCUGUCCUUCCAUUUUUGUUCCUUGAUCUAGAGACCUGGAGCCAUGGACUUCUUCGGUGUGCAGUCCUCUCAGGGACUUCCAACACAAAUGUGUAGCCCUGUCAAGGACUUCUAUUGUGGUAAAAUGUUAAGAGAACUUGAGGCAAUUUUGGUGAUUUCUGCAGUGAGUGGACCCAAGCAGAGUACGAACCGAUCAUGAGUUGCAGCUCCAUUCUCUUGCAGUCGCUUACCAAAGCAACUGCCGGUUGUCAUCACUGUUCAUCUGCUGCUGUCAGCUGUUCCGUCACCAUGGUAUUGCAGUUAUUUCAACUUAUUUGGUUAUUUGACGUAUCAAUAAACCAAAAAUUCUAAGCAUGAAUAGGAGGGUGGAGAGGCGGCAAUACCGACCCCGCCAUCAGCUUGCGCACGGUUCUCUGGAGCAUCAUGAGGGAGGGCCUGCAGGGGCCACUACUAUUGACACUGAUAGGAUAGCAGAUCUGGCAGCACAUCAUCAAUGCAUGCAUUUCUAAACGUCUUCCUCUCAGGUUCUUUCUCCGAUCAAAGCGAUCAUUACUGCCAGAGUCACAACCUCUUUCCCCCAAGAACCCCUCUCACAUGGGCUCAUCUCCCGAAUCCGUCUCUUCGUCUGGCUCCACUGCCCUCUCACCCUCUCUUUCCAUUUUGCCCAAAUUGUGUCCCUCUGGAGAAGCAGCACUGGGAGGAGCGUCGGGGAAGGAGAGGAGGAGGGAUUGUCAAACAUGUCGGAUAACAGGCAGGGAUAUCGUAGUGGUAUGGCAAGUGGUAAUGUGCGCCGGGGGUCAAGAAGAAGACAUGGAACAUGUAGUCUGCGCCAUCAGUCGAAUGGUCAUCCCAUCUUGGAGAUUGGUCUGUGGAGGAGAGGGGUAGAGGCAAAUUCACUCACAGGAGCUCAGAGGUGGGAAGGGGUUGGCAUAUCAGGUGGGGAGGUAAGCGUACUAAGCGGUAGUGGUGUCGAACUUUCAGUGGAAGGAAAGAUUCAGAAUGCUGAUGCCGUCUCGAUGAGUAAAAUUGCGAAUUCUGCGUUGCUCUUCAUUGCGAAAGUGAUUGUGAUUUUAGCGGCAAAAACAUUUGCUACGUCGGCAUGGCCAUACUUUAGAGUCCUGUCUCUUGCCAAUCUCAAAGUCCAGCCACUCGCAGUCCUUCUCCCUCCACCGGCGAAGGUGGCAGCAAAACCAUUUGCAAUGUUUAGCACACCUAUGCUUGUGCUGUCGCUUGCCGCUCCCGUUGUCCGCAGAUCUUUUCCAGAUCUGUGGCGUACACUUCGAUACUGGCGUAGAUUACUUCCAAUUUAUGGUGGCUACAUGAGGACUAAAUACGAGGCACGAAACAAGGUGCCCGAGAGGAGGGAGGAGUUGUGGGCUGAGAGGCAUGAGUGGGGUGGGGAGAAGGUGUAUCGACUUGUUCUCGAGAUGAGUGGCUUCUACGUGAAGUCGGCCCAAGUGCUUGCUUCGAAAGGUGAUUUCAUGCCCCAAGCGUGGACCAGGCGUCUGUCCACAUUAUUUGAUGAUGCUCCUCCCAGACCUUUUACGGAGGUUGCACGGUCGAUUGAACAUCAGCUGGAAGUCUGUGCUGAAGGAGAGGCAUUGCUGGCUUCAGGUCAGGGAAAGGGAUUAUUAGUUAAGGCUGUCUUUCGCGAGGUGGAAGAAACGGCACUUGCGUCCGCGUCGAUCGCCCAAGUCCAUCGUGCCAUCUUGAAGGAUGGAACGCCUGUCGUCGUGAAGAUCCAGCACCUUGGGAUGGACAUAGUCAUGCACUCGGACCUUCGAAACAUUGGCAGGGUCGCAAGGUUUCUGCGCAAGCAGCUUCCGUUCGAUUUGACCCCUGUUGUAAAGGAGAUUCAAACCACCAUUCCUCUGGAGUUUGACUUCUUACGGGAGGUUUCCUUUAUGAAUACCAUUGGUUCGAACCUGAAAAGGAACGGCGUGGUGGAUGUUGUCUGCCCUCGUCCCUGGAAGGAGCUGUGCGCGCCUCAAAUGAUUGUGAUGGAGCGAAUUGACGGGGUUCCAUUCACUCAAAUCAUCAAUCCGCAAUCGGGCCCACACCUCAGGGCGAAGGUCCCAAUUGCAGUGAAAGCUUUCACUCACCUAGUCGACGCCUAUGGCCUGAUGAUUUUCAUUGAUGGGGUAUUUCAUGCGGACCCCCAUCCUGGAAAUCUCCUUCUCCUUGAGGAUGGGAGGAUGGGUUUGCUGGAUUUUGGUCAGAGCAAGGUCCUGGACGAGCAGACGAGGAGGCAGUUAGCUCAAGUUGUUGUUGCGCUUGCCGACGGAGAUGUUGAUAGCAUUCUUGAAGCCGUGAACGAUGCUGGCAUGAUCUUCAAGAACAUCGACGGAGGCAUGCCUGACAAAGACGCGGUGGUGAAAAUGGCGUACAUAAUGUUCGACACGCGGUUCCUUGCGGAAGCAUUGGUAUCGCCAAUGUGCGAUGACCAUAUGGUUAGGAAAACACCUCUCGCAUCCUUCAAUCAGGCACUAUGGUUGGUCGUGCGCACACUCAUGAUAAUGAGGGGUCUGACGAACAUGCUGCAGGUUGACCUAUCAGCAGUCAACAUCUGGCAGCCUUAUGCGAAAGCUGUUCUGGAGGGGAAGGCCAAUCCCAUACCCCUCAACUUAACAUAAUCAGUAUGCCUGUCUGCUCUGUAUGGGUUCUUGGAGCGUACCAAGGGAGGAGAAGGGCUUAGAAGGGUGCAAUUUUUUUCUUUUUCUCUUUCUUUUUUGCUUUUUUUCAUUUCCGUCAAGUGACAGAAUGCGCCACAGAUUGCUGUCAGCCUUAUGAGCUGUUGUGUAGGGCAAGGCCAACACCAUACCCCUCAACAGAACAUAAUCAGUAUGCCUGUCUGCUCUGUAUGGGUUCUUGGAGCGUACCAACGGAGGAGGGGGGCUUAGGAGGGCACAAGUUUUUUUUCCCUCUUUCCUUUUUACUUUUUUUUGUCCUUUCCGUCAAGCGAUAGCAUGCGCCACAGAUUGCUGGCAGCCUUGUGCAAAAGCUGUUCUGGAGGGCAAGGCCAACCCCAUACCCCUCACUAUAAUCAGUAUGCCUUGUCUGCUGUAUGGUUCUUCUUGCAUUUUUUUCUCUUUUUCUUUUCCCCAUUCUCUCAGGUAAUCUAUGUGCCACUGUGAUCUGAGUUCAGGGGGAGCUCCCACGGGAUUGCGCAUGUUGUUCCUCUGAAUAGAACACCGGGUCGUUACAUUCAGUCAGAGCUUCAGAAUGA